Messenger RNA from Hyaena hyaena (striped hyena), 1367 nucleotides. It is a transcript of the gene CUNH9orf153, whose product is annotated as chromosome unknown C9orf153 homolog. Bases 376 to 1173 code for a protein of 265 amino acids. NCBI's taxonomy places the organism in Eukaryota, Metazoa, Chordata, Mammalia, Carnivora, Hyaenidae. The transcript has 6 exons. The record is from RefSeq and is a predicted model, not a curated record.
AUGGAGCUACCAGAUGAAUGAGACCCAGAUCUGCCCCCAGACCUGAGGAUUUGUAACCAAGAUGGCCACAUAAACAUAAUUGUAAAGCAAGUGGUAAGGUUUCCGUUGAUGUCUAAUAUACAUAUGAAAACGUGCACAGAUUAUAAAGAUAAAGCUCAGUGAAUUUCUAGAAGUUAAACACAAGUAGCAUUCAGAUCGAGUCAACAAAACGGUUACCAGAGCUAUGAGAUUCUCAUGCUCCAGCACCGACCCCUCCCAAGGAUCAUUUGGAGUCACUCAUGCAGCUGUAGCCCUCUGAGGCUCGAAUGGGGCUUGGUGAUUCAAGAUGGUCUCACUUUCAUGUCUAGUGGAAUUUGAGAAUAAAAUCCCAGCAAAAUGCUCUUUAACGGGGACACCGAUCCAACCGAAGAUGAGACGGCAGACAAGCCUCCGGCAGACAAGUCUCUCAGGUGUUCGCUGCCAGAAGUUUAUGCAUUUCUUGAGAAUUUUAAUAAGGAGAGCAAGAAGUCAAGUCUCCUAAAAACUCAAAGUAUUUCACCCAGUGAAGCACAGAAAAUGCUUAAUCAAAACCUGAAUGCCAUGUCAUUCACCAGUGGAACUGAUGUCAAGGAAAAAGACCCCCAGUCUAUUUUCAUGUGCAAGGUGGUUAGAAAAGAAAAGGAGAAACCAGAACCGAUGACUGAACUACUGUACCAAAGCUUGUUGGCCAUCUCACCCUCUCCAGUGGGGGGGCUGUCCAAAUCCCAACAGAGGCUCUUACAGUGUGGAAUCCCUCCCCCCACACACACCUUUCCCUAUGAGAUUCUCGUUGAUCACUCCAGCUCCUCAUCACUAUCCCCCACGCAGAAGACUCAGGGAAUUAACAUAUUACAUGGGCUGGGGAUUUCCAGGAUCAUGCCAGAAAAUUUUAUCUUUGAACACAGAAUUUCUGAGUACUUCUUAAUUGAUCCAGAAAAACAAUUCAUGGACCUAAGGGAUCUGGAAUGGAGAUAUUACAAGGGGAUCGUGAAGUGGAAGCACAGUACUUUAGAUUCAUUCAUAAAUAUAAAAUACAACAGUGAGAAGAGGUUUGUGGAGAGCCAGGAGAUGCCUGGUGUUAUUUCCCCUCCUCUAGUUUAUAGGUCUUUAGUCAUUUACCCUCAGAUUGAUUAUCCAAAAAAUACAACUUCUUAAAUAAAAUACGUAGCUUAUUAAAACAUCUUGGAUGUAGAUUUUGCUUUUGACAGCAUUGAAUUUAUACAUGAAAAGUAAAGAAGCAGAGGAGCCAUGGGACAUCGGAAUUGCUGGGUCCCUACAAUCUUCAUGUAAGGUCCAAAAUUAAACUAUUAAUAUGGAGAAAAAGAUUUGAACCAAUCUGCUUGUGUAAG